Talaromyces amestolkiae is the source of this 1872-nucleotide messenger RNA. RefSeq lists its product as uncharacterized. Gene Ontology annotation, biological process: coenzyme A biosynthetic process. Lineage: Eukaryota; Fungi; Ascomycota; Eurotiomycetes; Eurotiales; Trichocomaceae. Bases 1 to 1872 code for a protein of 623 amino acids. Gene Ontology annotation, cellular component: phosphopantothenoylcysteine decarboxylase complex. The transcript has a single exon. Gene Ontology annotation, molecular function: phosphopantothenoylcysteine decarboxylase activity; FMN binding. The record is from RefSeq and is a predicted model, not a curated record.
AUGGCAAUCAGCUUAAAAGCCGAGGAUGUCGCCGGGUCAAAGGAGUCAAAAGGUCUCGAGACACCGCAUUUGCAAAUACAAGAAAUCACAGGGGAUAUUGCACAUACUAUGGAAACAUCAACAACAACGAAUCCGCCACUCGAGAACACACAACGCCGAAAAAGAGUGUUGCUGUCUACGGAGAGCGCGUUUGCCGCCAAUUUUCUACCGCCCUUGAUCCGCAGUCCUGAUAUCGAGCUUCGAUUGAUCACCGACGAAGAAUCUUCUGCGAUUUCGACAGGGGCAACUAAAGUCCCUCAUUAUAUGGAUUCGGUUGAUAGUCACACGUUUGAUAAUAGGACAGGUUCACGGAGAUGGCUUCGAGCAAAGGCGGCGGAGUUGUGCGAAUGGGCCGAUCUUCUUAUCGUUGCUCCGAUUGAUGCUGGAACACUGGGUUCAAUGCUAUACGGCCUAACACAUACGUUGACUCUUUCUCUUCUUCGAGGAUGGGAUAUGAAUAAACCCGUUUUUCUAGUCCCUGGUAUGACGGUAUCGGAGUGGACAAAUCCGUUGACUGAGCGACAAUUGCAAGAAUUGGAACAUAACUGGCCGUGGAUUGUGCGGAUACCGCCUUUGUUAUGGAAUCAUACUGGACCGGAAGAAUUGACACAUUUGCCGUGGGAUGGAAGCCGUGUUUUCGAGGACACGCUACAGAAGAUGCUCGAUUUGACUAAUGCUCCAGCCGAACAAGUAAGCCAGUCGAAACAAGAACCAGAGGAAACACUGGAGACGAAGAAUACCUCGAUGGCUAUCGCCAAACUCGCUCAACAGGCCGCCAAGCAUCGCGAAGAAAGCCAAAGUGGCCGUCCCAAAUCGCUACCUCUGGAGUUGUGGCUGAACGUUUUUGUGGACCAUUUAGGAGAUUGGGAAAUUGCAAAAGCAGUUGGAAUUCCGACGAAUCUUCCAGUGCCUAGAGAAUGGCAGCCUCAUAUACUGAAGAUGUCGACACCGCCUUCUUUGGAAUACACUAUACUUCGGGGUUCAUUCACAGCCAUCACGUCGAAAAUCAAGGAACUCACUCCGUAUACGCCGCUGUCGAACCUAGCGUGUCAUUUGAUAUUCAAAUUUUCACGAACUGACAUCUUGACAUAUUUGUUGGAAAAGCAUCCCAGUCUAUAUAGCACGACGACACGCUUUAAAAAUAUACCAUAUCUUGCCUCUGCUAUCUACGACAACCCGACUAUCCUAACAUGGUGGCGCGACUCUCCCGAUUCAUCAACCCAGGAACACAGCGCAGACGCCAUGGAUGGCGCUUCUAGGUCCGGAAAUAUCAACGUUCUAGACUGGUGGCUAUCCUCCGGCUUACCGCUACGAUACUCCGAACGAGCCUUAGAAUCAGCCAGUGCCGAAGGUCGCGUCGAUGUUCUCGACUGGUGGAAGAACGCUUCUUUGACCGCACCAGCAUCAUGUCCCAUACCCUUGAAAGUCGGUAAAUCAGUUCUUCUAGCAGCACAAUCUGGGAAAACGCAAUCCCUCGCCUGGUGGGAUGCAUCCGGCAUUCCUUACACACACUCCGAGUCUGUGGCGCGUAUAGCCAGUACACACGGCCACAUCCACGUUCUCGAAUUAUGGUAUCGCCUCAAGGGCGCGAAGAUGAUCUUUGAUAACCAAGUCCUCGUCGGGGCCACGCGAAGUGGACACGACAAUGUCCUUGAAUGGUGGCGCAAGAGCGGACUGCGAGUCGAAUUUAAGACUUGCGAUAUUGAGGAGGCGCUGGAAGAUGCUGAUCCGUCUACACAUGCGGCGCAACGGGUGCGGCAGUGGUGGGCGCGCAAUGGGUUGAAUCUUGGUGUGGGUACGAGUGAGUGGAUGAAGGUCAAGGUGUUGACGUGA